Molecule: messenger RNA, 1319 nt
Organism: Closterium sp. NIES-67
Lineage: Eukaryota; Viridiplantae; Streptophyta; Zygnematophyceae; Desmidiales; Closteriaceae
Source: the annotation of a GenBank genome assembly
UGUUUAGCUCCAAUCUCGUUUUCCCAUAAGCAACUCCAUGGUUCGCGACUUGAUUUGUGGCUUUCUCUCCACACUUGCAAACACUGCACUCCAAGCGCAAUACCUCUCUCAAUCUAGUAAGACCGUGUCGCGCAGAAUUUUUGAGGCGCAUCAUUACUCAGCGCAACACAUCUCUCACUUGAGUUAGAGCGUGUCGCGCAGUCAGUCAUGAGCGCCGUCACCAUCACUCAGGUCAAGGUUCUCGACAACCCCGGCCCGUUCCUCUCUCCUCUCCGCCUCGAGAUCUCCUAUGACUGCAUCCGGCCCCUGGAGGACGACUUGGAGUGGUCCAUAGUGUACGUGGGAUCAGCCAACGAUCCUGACUACGACCAGGUGUUGGAGAGCGUUAUGGUCGGCCCAGUCAAUGUCGGCAGCUUCAGGUUCAUCCUCGAAGCGGAUCCACCUGAAGUGUCCAAAAUUGCAGAGGGCGAGAUCCUGGGGGUGACCGUUCUCCUGCUCACAUGCGCCUACAGGGACCAGAAGUUCAUCCAAGUCGGGUACUAUGUCAAUAACGAAUACGUGGAGGAGGAAUUGCAGCAGGAACCCCCUCCGAAGGUCGUGUUCGAUAAGCUAUCGCGAAACAUCUGGGCCGAGAAGCCCAGAGUGACUAAGUUCGCAAUCAACUGGGAGCCCGUGGGAGGGUCAGAGUAUGCUGGAGAGCCCAUGGUGGAAGAUGCAGUGCAAGGGAUCGGGUACGGGGGAGCAGGGGAUGUGGGAAUGGGGUAUGUGGGGGGAGAGGAGCAUCGGGGCUUUGGUAUGGGAUCCGAACCAGCGCCUUGGGCCGCAACUGAAGCAGCACCUGCUGAAGCAGUGGCUACGGACGCAGUUGCUACGGAAGCAGUUGGUACUGAAGCAGUAAUUACGGAUGCGAUUGUUACUGAGGCAGUUGCUGGUUCAGGUGAUGCAGAUGGAGCUGGAGAUUUGGAAGGAGUGACAGAUGCAGAGGCCACAGUAGCUGCUGGGGUGCCAAAUGAGCAUGCAGCUGUAGAGCGGACUGAGCUGGAUGUGGGAAGGGAGCCACUAUCAGAUGCAGGCUUGGGAAGUGGUCCAGGACAUGCUGCUGCUGCUGCUGCUGCUGCUGCUGCUGCUGCUGCAGUUGAAGACGAUAGCGUUUGUGCAUCGGUUAUGCAGGAUAGGGAUGCAGAGGAUCUGUUGCAAGCCAGCUUGAGAGUGCAAGAGGGCUGCUGAUUUUUCAGGUUAUCUGUUUCGCUGCUCACAUUUGCCAGUCUUCUCUUGGCAUACCUUUUCAUUCCACAUCUAUGCACAUCGUAACAAGCUUC